AUGGGCAAUGCCUCCAAUGACUCCUGGCCCGAGGACUGCGGGACGCGACAGUGGCUUCCCCCGGGCGAAAGCCCAGCUAUCAGCUCCGCGAUGUUCUCGGCCGGGGUGCUGGGGAACCUCAUCGCGCUGGCGCUGCUGGCGCGCCGCUGGCGGGGGGACACGGGGUGCAGCGCUGGCCGCAGAUGCUCCCUCUCCUUAUUCCACGUGCUGGUGACCGAGCUGGUGUUCACAGACCUGCUCGGGACUUGCCUCAUAAGCCCGGUGGUAUUGGCUUCGUACGCACGGAACCAGACCCUGGUAGCACUGGCGCCCGAGAGCCGUGCGUGCACCUACUUCGCUUUUGCCAUGACCUUCUUCAGCCUGGCCACGAUGCUCAUGCUCUUCGCCAUGGCCCUGGAGCGCUACCUCUCGAUCGGGCACCCCUACUUCUACCAGCGCCGUGUCUCGCGCUCAGGGGGCCUGGCCGUGCUGCCCGUCAUCUACGCAGUCUCCCUGCUCUUCUGCUCGCUGCCGCUGCUGGACUACGGGCAGUACGUCCAGUACUGCCCCGGGACCUGGUGCUUCAUCCGGCACGACCAGACCUCUUACCUGCAGCUGUACGCCACCCUGCUGUUGCUCCUCAUCGUCGCGGUGCUCGCCUGCAACUUCAGUGUCAUCCUCAACCUCAUCCGCAUGCACCGCCGAAGCCGGAGAAGCCGCUGUGGACCUUUCUUGGGCAGUGGCCGGUGCGGCCCCGGGGCCCGUAGGAGAGGGGAAAGGGUGUCCAUGACAGAGGAGACGGACCACCUCAUUCUCCUGGCUAUCAUGACUAUCACCUUCGCCGUCUGCUCCUUUCCUUUCACGAUUUUUGCAUAUAUGAAUGAAACCUCUUCACGAAAGGAAAAGUGGGACCUCCAAGCUCUUAGAUUUUUAUCAAUUAAUUCAAUAAUUGACCCUUGGGUCUUUGCCAUCCUUAGGCCUCCUGUUCUGAGACUGAUACGUUCAGUCCUUUGUUGUCGGAUUUCAUUAAGAACACAAGAUGCAACACAAACUUCCUGUUCUACACAGUCAGAUGCCAGUAAACAGGCUGACCUCUGAGGUCAGUAGUUUAAAGUUCUUAGUUAUAUAGCAUCUGGAAGAUCAUUUUGAAAUGGUUCCUUGGAGAAAUGAAAACAAUGUGUAAACAAAAUGAAGCUGCCCUAAUAAAAAGGAAUAUACAAACAUUUAGGCUGCGGUCAAGGCUACAGAUGUGCUGAUAAGGCACUUCAUGUAAAGUGUCAGAAGGAGCUAUAAAACCUACCCUCAAUAAGCAUGGCACUUGGCCUUUGGAGGAACAGUCGGCUGCACUUAAGAUCCAGUUGCCUUUUGAUUUAAGCUUUCCUGUUGAAUGACAAAGCAUGUGGUUUCAUAAUUUGUUUCAAACCCCAAAUAGUGACUAUAUUUUCUAUUUUAAUCUUGCUACUACCGUGAUAAACAUUCAGUGUACAGCCAGACCAGAUUAAACAUCAUAUGUAUUCUCUAGAAGUCGAUAUGUGGAAGCAACCAAGCCUGCUGUCUUGUGAUUACUUAAUGAACUCUUUAUUUGAACAACGAAGUUGAAAAUCAUAGGCACCUUUUACUGUGAUGUUUGUGUAUGUGGAGUACUCUCUCAUCACUACAGCGUUACUCUUAGAAGUGUGAAGUCAGUCGGUUAACAUCAGUUUUGUUUACUCAUCCUCCAGGAGCUACACGUCAAUACGUCAGGUUAUUUAUUUUAUAAUGUCCAUAUGCUAAUAGUGAGCAAGAAGACUUGUUCUCUCAACAAGAAAUAAUAGAAAUGUUUUAAUAUUCUUUAUCCUAUUUCCAGGGGAGGAUGUAUGUGGCCAUGUAUGAAGCCAAAUAUUAGGAUUAAAAACUGAAAAAUCUGGUUCAUUCUUCAGAUAUACUGGAACUCUUUUAAUGUUGAUAUUGGGGCCAUGAGUAAAACAGACUUUAUAAGAUGACUGUGUUGUAUCAAAUUCAUCUGUCUAUAUUUUAUUUAGGAAACAUGGUUUGACUCAUAUUAUAUGGGAAAUCAUGUAGCAGUGAGUCAUAUCUUAAUAUAUUUCUAAAUGUUUGGCAUGUAAAUGUAAACUCAGCAUCAAAAUAUUUCAGUGAAUUUGCACUGUUUAAUCAUAGUUACUGUGUAGACUCAUCUGAAAUGUUACAAAAUAAACUAUAAAACAAAAAUUUGAAAACAGAAUAGUAUUUUAUGAACUUCCUCAAAUAACAUUUUACAAUUAACAUAAACAUAAUAUCUUUUAAAUGAGAUCAAAGUGGAAAAAUUAUAUUUAAUUUGGCAGAUUUGUAAACUGUGGUUGCCAGGUUUUUAAAGUGUGGUUGCAAAUUAGAGAUUAUAAUAUUCAUAAUAAUAUUUGGUAUUGGAAGAUAUUUUUUUCCUUCAGUUUUUACCCUUCCAGUAUGGUCUUUAAAAUAGUAGAACCGUCUUAUUUUUUGCAUAAUGUUAUUACAGAAUAACCAUUUACUUAAAAAAAGAAAAAAAAGAGACAGAUGCUUGUUUUCUCCAAAGUCUCAUUGUUUAUCCAAAACUAAUUCCUUUAAGCAGUUAUCAAACUAGAUGAUCACUUAGAAUGAUUUCAAACCAAUCUAGGCAUCAGUGUAUUUUGAUACAAACAAUCUACAUCAAAUCAGCUCUUAUUUUUAAGAAGAAUAAAUAACUGGUUUGCUUUUCUACAAAUUUACACAAGUCAGGCAAAAUUUAACUUGAUUAAAAUCUGGACAUAGAAAUAAAUCUUCCCUGUCCACCAGGCAUUCUAAAGUUAAGAAAUUAUUCUAAAUGGAACUAAUUAGGCCCAUGGGUAAUUCCUAAACAUAAAAUUCUGAAGUUGCUUUGAAUCUAGAAGAUUGAUUCCUUUUAUCAGAUGACUUUUUUUUCUGCAGAUGAAAAUGUCAACAACAAUUUUUUAACCCACCUUACCAAUCCCCUAAAAUCCCAGAAUAAUGCCUGAGAACUGAAAACAAGAAUGCAAAAUUGGACAUAAUAUCACUAGCAGAAACAAAAUUAUUCACUCUGGGAGCCCAAAGUAUAAGAAUUUAAGCCACUUAUUUAAGCACUGGUAUAUAUCUAGAACUUUGUUUUCUCAUGUACUCCUGUUCCAUGCACUGUGCUGAAUGACUAAAUCCUGGUAUUUCUUUUUUUCUUUUUUUUUUUUUUUGAGACGGAGUUUCGCUCUUGUUACCCAGGCUGGAGUGCCAUGGCGCGAUGUCGGCUCACCACAACCUCCACCUCCUGGGUUCAGGCAAUUCUCCUGCCUCAGCCUCCUGAGUAGCUGGGAUUAUAGGCACGCACCACCAUGCCCAUCUAAUUUUUUGUAUUUUUAGUAGAGACGGGGUUUCACCAUGUUGACCAGGAUGGUCUCGAUCUCUUGACCUCGGGAUUCACCCACCUCGGCCUCCCAAAGUGCUGGGAUUACAGGCGUGAUCCUGGUAUUUCAUUUACACCAAUAUAUAUGCAGAAGAACGUGAAAGUAAAAAUCCUCUGUAAUAGUAAUUCUUCCUAUUAAUGGCAAUGUAAAGGUAACUUAGAAAAAAAUUAUUAAAAUUAGAUAUGUAAAUAAUCCCUUUCUAAAAAUUCUAUCACAUCAGACAUACCUGUUUCAGUUAUUCAUUUUCAAGUUAAAUAAAAGAAUUUACUUAGCCUGAUAUAUUAGAAAACUGAAUUGUGAUAAAAGAAGACUUAGACUUUACUCUUUGCCCUUAAUAGUCAGAAUGAAAAGGGAGAAAGAAACUAUAGUGGGUAUUCCCCGCAGCAUGACAGCCCUAAGUUUAGGUGUUUGGAUGUGGGAUGGACCAAGCUGUCUGCUCUGAGCUGAGUUAUUCCUAAAUGGUUCAGCGUGGCCCUGGUCAUCUUUUCCAAGAAAGAACUGAAAAAUUCUGGUGCUAAAUGGUGGCGUUGAAUCUCCAAAAAUCUGAUCGGGAUCUGAGUUUGCUUAGAAGGUACAAGAUGACUCUGGAAGACAUGCAUCACAAAGUGGGUUGGAGCCAUGACAACCCAGAGCGAGACUGAAACUCUAGAAAUCACUCCAACUUCAAACCAUGAUGUUUGCAGAGGUCUCGAACCCUGAGGAGGGAGGGCAAAACUGAUUCACAUCACUACUUGCUCUCAGUGUAAGUCAGUUAAACCUUGGCGUCUCUGUCUCCUCAUCAUCAGUGCACUUUGAGAGAGGGAUUAUUCUAAUGCUAAUGGCAGAUCAGCUCUGAUCUGAACCAAGAAAUAACAACACAUUCCGGUUUAGAAUUUGAUGCCUUUGAAAGGCAGGGAAAGACAAUUAACUCUCACUUAGGCAGAGUUUUGUUUAUUUCAUUUAGCUUAAGCCAAAUCUAAUGGUUUCUGGAACUUGGGAAGAGCCGCUACUUAAGCCAUUUAUAGAGAGAGAUGCAUUCCAUUCUAUAAAUGAGUUUUUCAUACGUGUCAACCUGCAAUGCCUACUCUUACUUGCUCUGUUACACCGAAUAAUUUGAUGCCCCUCUUCUGCCUUCAUCAAACACUCACUACAUUGGCUUUCCUUUCAUCACCUAACAGCAUUAUAAUUAAUUUUUAAAUUGACAAGGCAUUUUGAUGACCUAAAAUAGACACUUUGGAAAGAAGUAUUAUUUUAGCAAUUCACAAAAGCUACAUUUUAAUUUAUACAUGGGCCAAGGUCACAUCUUAGGCAUUACUUAUUUCUGAAAAUUAUUUUUUUUUCCUGGCAGCUUUUGUGUUACUAUGCAAAAAAAAAGAAAAUUAAGUACAUUUUCUUCAAUGAGAUAUUUUUAUUUCUUAUGAAAUGUAUGUACUAUUUAAUGUCAAUUUUAGUGGUUUAAUUCUGUGAUCCAUCUAUUUCAUGGUACAUGAUAAUUCUAAUAAGGUUAGGAACUAGUAUCAUCUUAGAUGCCCUUUCAGGGGCCCCUGUGAUCUUUUUACAUACACCUGGCUCUGAUUUCUGAUUCUCAGUGGUGGUGGCAGGUACUGGGGGUGAUGCUAUAUAUUUCUUAACUCUGAGUAACUGUCAAGAAAAAUGGCAAUACACAAAUGGGACAUAUUUGCAUUUCAUAGAAUGCAAUGAAGAUUGGUACACAUGGGAGAAUGUAGAGGAAUGUGUAACUAUCAAAGAGUGGAACAAGAGAGACAGCAAAACAGCAGGGCAUAUGACACCUCACCAUUUUGGUGCCCUCCUCCAGAUCUUAUCCAAGUUAUCAAUGCCCAUCUAAAAACAGUGGGCCAGAACCAAACACCAGUAAUUCUAAACCAGUCUUACCAGUACUGAAUGCUGAUAUGUCACUUCCUGGCUUAAUCUGGAUAUUACGUUUCUAUUAAUGCAACCUGGGGUCACAAAGCUAUCUAGAAACCAGGUCGUAUCUUUAAAACCUCCAACAGAUAGAAGAAGCAACAGCAUGCCAGUUUACAUAGAGGAAAACUGGGUAUGCAGUGGGCAAGUGAGUUGGUCACUAGGGACAUCCUCAUAAGAUACCCUUAUGAUUGUGGUGCUUACCUUGCCAACCUGAGAUCACACAGUCAUUUAGUUUCUCUCUUGUCUCUUAUCUCUUGCUUUUCAAUUGGCCGAGUACACUAGGGAUGGGGAGCUUUGGGUUUGUCAGUUGAACCUGGUCUUUUCGGUUAAUAAUUUUGCCCCUGAGAUUGUGUGGAACUGGACGCCAGUGCCCUACCCUAGAGAACAGGAGCUCUCUUGAAGUGGAGCUCACUGCUUUUAGUUAUCAAACAAUAUUUUUACUAGAGUUAAUUGGCAAUACUCAUCUCAGUCCGUAAGAGUGUGCCUGAUAUAUCAUGAUAAAUAAAAUGUUUAAAAAUUCAACAGCUGCACAAGUAAACCUUUGAAGACAUAGUGGAGCCUUUUUCAGCUCUUAGAGAGCUUCUCAGUGUGUCCACAUUGUGAAGUGCUCGGAGGAACAAGCCAAAAAGCCCCUAGACUUUUGAAAACCCAAUGUUAACUUUUUACAUUUUUAAAAAUAAAUGUCCUCGUGUUCCCGGUAGGAUGAAAGGUAUGAUAACCAAAACACUGUGGGCUGCAUGCUGUGGCAUACUAUUCUCUGACCUGUAAAAAUAAAUUUUUCUGGUGUGAGUAGGCGUUCCAAUAAAAGAAGAGCAAGCCUAAUUGUAAA
This is a messenger RNA of Callithrix jacchus (white-tufted-ear marmoset), 6117 nucleotides long. It is a transcript of the gene PTGER2, whose product is annotated as prostaglandin E receptor 2. Lineage: Eukaryota; Metazoa; Chordata; Mammalia; Primates; Cebidae. The record is from RefSeq and is a predicted model, not a curated record. Gene Ontology annotation, biological process: cellular response to prostaglandin E stimulus; adenylate cyclase-activating G protein-coupled receptor signaling pathway; positive regulation of cytosolic calcium ion concentration. Gene Ontology annotation, molecular function: prostaglandin E receptor activity. Gene Ontology annotation, cellular component: plasma membrane.